Lingula anatina is the source of this 1246-nucleotide messenger RNA. RefSeq lists its product as uncharacterized. NCBI's taxonomy places the organism in Eukaryota, Metazoa, Brachiopoda, Lingulata, Lingulida, Lingulidae. Gene Ontology annotation, molecular function: lactoylglutathione lyase activity; metal ion binding. The record is from RefSeq and is a predicted model, not a curated record.
AUUCAUUUCAUCAUACAUGCUACCGUAUCAGAGACCCUCGUGUGACAGUAGAUUUUUACUCUAGAGUCUUGGGCAUGAAACUAAUAGCGACCUUUCCCCUAGAGAACCUCAAGACCACAAUGUACUUUAUGGGGUACACAGAAGAGGGGGAGACCGUGCCGUCUGACCUCAAAGAACGGAUGCAGUUUCUUUUCCACAGAAAACAGCACACGCCAGUGCUCGAGUUUCUCCACAACUGGGGAACGGAAAACAUGCCCGACCUAAAGUUUCAUGAUGGAAACAAGGCGCCAAAGGGAUACUCUCACAUAUGUGUGGCUGUUCAAGAUGCGGAUGCUGAAACAAAACGUGUAGCCAAUUUAGGAGUCCGCAUUAUCAAAGAAGCUGGUGGUCAGGGCAUUGCUUUUAUAGAGGACCCAGAUGGAUACUGGGUAGAAUUCCUCGAGGGAGAUCGUCUAGGAUCGCCAGGAGACCCAAACAUUGACGUCACGGAGCUGAACGCAGCCAUUGCUUUCUAGGAAUCCCAGGCCACAUGAGAUUAAUUCUGGUUUCAGCAAAAUGCAUCAGAUUUAUGAUUUCUUCCUUUUAAUGGUCAGAGUUAUUGAUCUAGUUUCUCAGUAAACUUGGGAUUUAGUGGCCAAACAGAGAUAUCUUGUGAAAAAUAGUCUUUCUUCGGGGCAGCAGAUGCAUCGGACAGGAAUAUACAGUUUUAAAGGAGCCAAGUAAUAAAGUGGCUUCGACUCGGGAAAUGACAUCUAUUGUAAGAAUUUUAAACUGAAAGCCAAAACCAAUCUACAUGUAUUCAUCAAUGCCAUGACAAGUAGGCAGCAGACAAACUGCUGCACAAAUCGGGAACGGGUUUCUACAAGAUCCGCAAAAUUUCCAAACCUAAUCUAGACAUAUUGGAACUGGAAAAGAAUUUACAAGCUGAAUAUCUCAGUACAAGAUAAGAAAACUGUAAUACUUUCUUAAGGCUGUUUAGGUUUUCACUUCAAAUAUCGUCUACUACCCGUUUCAGACGAGAGUAUUUUGGUUUGUUACCAAUGUCCGACUGUAUGCAUUUGAUCGGGUCCUUAUUCUUUUUUUCACAUACUUUGAUACAUUGUGCGCACUGUGCAGUUAAGGAAUUUUCGAAAACUUGUUUCAUAUUAAUAAACAUUAAUGUAGACCACGCUUUUUCAAAUACCUGUAUUUUUUAUGCAAUCUGUUCCAGAAAAUUCACCCUGUAAAAAUAUCAACUCACCUCUCC